UGGUAUUAUUGGUAUUAUUGACUGUUGCCGGUAAGGUCUUAUUGACUCCGACGCUGCAAAUUCGUGUUUUUUAUGAUGGAUUUGUCGCCAAACAACCAGAUCGAGGACAGAAAACCCAUCCUAACCGCCGACGGCCUGGUCCAGACUUCGAACUCCCCCUUCGAGCCGACCAUAUCGCAGGAGACCCAAACAUCCAACGGAAUCGGUGGUGGUCAGUGCCAGCUGACGGUCGACCAGUUGGACAUCGAAAUUCUGCCGAUAAUCUACGACAUUGUGCGCUGCGUGGAGAAGGAUCCUCUGGAGAACGCCGUUAAGCUGCGCGAGUCCCAGGAUUGCAACCACAAGAUAUUUGAACUGCAAAAACGCUUCGAAUCGGCACGCGAGCAAAUCCGCCAGCUGCCCGGGAUCGAUUUCAAUAAGGAGGAGCAGCAACAGCGACUGGAACUGCUGCGAAAUCAGCUUAAGCUCAAGCAGCAGCUGAUCCGCAAGUACAAGGACACAGAGUUCUAGGCAGUG
Messenger RNA from Drosophila erecta, 516 nucleotides. It is a transcript of the gene MED9, whose product is annotated as mediator of RNA polymerase II transcription subunit 9. The record is from RefSeq and is a predicted model, not a curated record. Gene Ontology annotation, molecular function: transcription coregulator activity. The coding region runs from base 73 to 510 and encodes 145 amino acids. Gene Ontology annotation, biological process: regulation of transcription by RNA polymerase II. Gene Ontology annotation, cellular component: mediator complex. The transcript has 3 exons. Lineage: Eukaryota; Metazoa; Arthropoda; Insecta; Diptera; Drosophilidae.